Emericellopsis atlantica is the source of this 1599-nucleotide messenger RNA. Its product is annotated as phosphoribosylaminoimidazole-succinocarboxamide synthase. Gene Ontology annotation, biological process: 'de novo' IMP biosynthetic process. The transcript has a single exon. Gene Ontology annotation, molecular function: phosphoribosylaminoimidazolesuccinocarboxamide synthase activity. The coding region runs from base 330 to 1259 and encodes 309 amino acids. Gene Ontology annotation, cellular component: cytoplasm. NCBI's taxonomy places the organism in Eukaryota, Fungi, Ascomycota, Sordariomycetes, Hypocreales, Bionectriaceae. The record is from RefSeq and is a predicted model, not a curated record.
GAAUCUGUACAGCAGUGUCCUUAAAUACAUCUGUUCACUCUGAUUUCAACCAAAGUACUAUCUUAUCGGAGGCAGAUCAGGCCACACUCUCCAGGGUAGGCAGCGUAACCAAAGGCGGCUUAUUCAGCGACCGCGACCGGACACGGCAGCGUGAACUGGGUCACGUGGAUCCCACUUCAUCACCAAAGUUUACUCACUCUUCAACGCAACUCACCGCAGUCGACCCGUCAAGUUGCCCACGAUUCGUCGAUUCACUUGCUGUCGAGCUUGAACAAACCAUACCGGAUUGCCAGCGCAUCUGUCCAGCCCCCUGAGCAAAUCGAGGCACAAUGUCUACACAGGUACACGCAGUCACCUCCAUCGACCUACAGAACCUCGAGAAGAUUGCGACCGGCAAGGUUCGCGAGCUGUACAAGCUCGAUGACGCCACUCUCCUCAUGGCGGUCACGGACCGCAUCUCAGCCUACGAUGUGGUCCUAGAGACCGGCAUCCCGGAAAAGGGCGCUGUCCUCUGCCAGAUCUCGGCGCACUGGUUCGAGGUGCUCGCCAAGGCCGUCCCCGAGCUCAAGCACCACGUGCUGUCCCUACAGCCGCCCAGCCAGGGUGUGUCGACCAUUGAGUUCGAGGCGCUCAAGGGUCGCUGCCUGCAGAUCCGCAAGCUCAAGGUCUUCCCCAUUGAGGCCAUUGUCCGGGGCUACCUCACGGGCAGCGCGUGGAAGGAGUACCAGACGUCCGGCACCGUGCACGGCGAGAAGCAGGCCGAGGGUCUCCGGCUGUCAUCAGCCUUCCCCGAGCCCAUCUUCACGCCGUCCACAAAGGCCGAGCAGGGCGACUCGGACGAGAACAUUUCGCGCGAGCGGGCGGCGGAGAUCAUUGGGGCCAAGUACGCCGAGAAGAUUGAGACGCUCGCGCUCAAGCUGUACACGGUGGCGCGGGACUAUGCGGCGGAGCGUGGGAUCAUUCUUGCGGACACCAAGUUUGAGUUUGGCCUGGACGAGGCGACGGACGAGGUCAUCCUCGUGGACGAGGUGCUGACGCCCGACUCCAGUCGCUUCUGGCCGGCGCCCGUCAAGGUCGGGGUGGACCAGCCGAGCUUUGACAAGCAGUUUGUGCGCGACUACCUGACGGAGAAUGGACUCAAGGGCAAGACGGGGGUGGAACUGCCGGCGACAGUCGUGGAGGAGACGCGGGCCAAGUACAAGGAGGUCUUUGAGAAGCUCACGGGCAAGUCGCUGGAGGAUACACUGGCCGCUCUGUAGAGUUGUUGUUGUUGUUUCUAAUAGAACGAGCUGAUCCACGACACCACUCAAGAGUGAGGGGAGAGGCUUGCGUGAACGAUGCUCUGACCAGUGGCCACUGACCCUCGUUCAUUGAGCUGUAUUAGCUGUAGUCUGUCUGUAUCAUCGCGAGGACAGUUGUUUCUCAUGUCGCGUAUUGCUGUCGCAUUAGUGUCUCAGGGCUAUUCAGCACCAAUCCCUUAACAGCGCUGGACGACCGCAAUACGGCGAGCUUGAUUCGCUCCUCGUCGUCUUCUAGCGGGGCGGAACGCCCUCCUCCCGGAUCUUGGCCCCCCCACUGGCGGCGGCCGACUCCUUCACC